AUCUAUUUUCACUACACUAAUUAGUUUAGACAAAAAUAACAUAGAGAGAAUCACUUCACUUCAAGUUCAAGAACAAGAGAUUAAGUGUUAACUAAACGUCUAAACCCAACAACACUGCAAAAAAUGAGUGUAAAACACAUUUGGUUUUGGACAGUACUCACUUUUCUGUUUCUGUUUUUUCUAUUGACCAAUUCAGAAUCAGAAAAUGUUAGAAAAGCCCUUGUCACGUUCAUGCAUAAACUUGAACCACCUGAUCAGAAUUUCAUAUGGGGUUGGAACCUCACAUCAGAUCCUUGCACUCAUAACUGGCACGGUGUAACUUGCUCUGCAAACAACCAAUACAUUAAGAGCAUAGUUCUUGAAGAACUUAAUCUCACCGGUGUUCUAGACGCAACUUCUCUUUGCAUUUCUACAUCUCUUCAAUUCGUCAGCCUCAAUAAUAACAAUUUACAUGGUUUUAUAUCAGAGGAUAUAAGAAAUUGCAAGUUCUUGACACACUUGCUUCUUAGUGGUAACAAAUUCUCUGGCAGUCUUCCUGUUUCGAUUCCUCGACUACGUAACAUGAAGCGCCUUCAUGUUUCCGACAAUCACUUCACCGGGGACCUUCCUAAUAUGGUAAAUGUUACAAGUUUGAUAUCAUUUCUAGCUCAAAACAACUACUUCACCGGUCAGAUUCCUGAUUUUGAUUUCUCAAACUUUGAAGCUUUUAAUGUCUCUAACAACGAUUUACGCGGUCCUGUUCCUGACGUUAGAGGUAGAUUUGGUGCUGAUAGUUUUUAUGGUAAUCCUAAUUUAUGUGGAAAACCAAUUUCAAACUCUUCAUGUCCACCACCAUCACCACCUCCUCCUUCAAUUGUUAAGAAAGAAAAAAUCAUAAAUCAAUUUCUUGAUGAUUUACCAAUUUAUUCAGGUUACAUAGUUAUUGGUUUAAUUUUAUUGAUUUUCUUGAUCUAUAAGUUGUUAAUAAAAUGCAUGACCAAAGAUAAAGAAAAAGGAUUAGAUCACGUUGAAAAGAAGGACAUAUCACAAGACACUAGUGUUGUUGUUGGUGGUGGUGAAAAGCUUAGUGAGAUACUUAAUUCCAAUGGAUCAAAGAAUUGGUUUACUGGCCUUGGAAUGAGAUCAGAGUAUUCUAUGACAUCCAUGGAAAGUGGAGUGACUACAUCAGGUCUCGUUCUUCUUUCUAGUAGAAAGCUAAGGGGAUUGCAAUUUGAGGAUUUGUUAAGUGCUCCUGCUGAAUUGAUUAGGAGAGGAAAACAUGGAAGCUUAUACAAGGUUAUGUUAGAUAAUGGUGUGCUUUUGGCUGUUAAGAGGAUCAAGGAUUGGGGAAUUUCAAAGCAUGAUUUUGAGAGAAGGAUAAAUUUGAUAGCUCAAGUGAAGCAUCCUCUUGUAAUGUCACCUGUUGCAUACUAUUGUUCUCAGCAAGAGAAGCUUCUGGCUUAUGAAUAUCUUCCAAAUGGUAGCCUCUUCAUGUUGCUCUAUGCAGGAUCUCAAAGCGGACAUUCGCUUGACUGGAGGAGCAGACUAGAUGUUGCUACUAAGAUAGCUGAUGCUUUGGCCUAUCUGCACGAAGAGCUUAGUGAGAGUGGAAUAUCACAUGGCAACUUAAAAUCAAGUAACAUUCUGUUUGACAAGAAUAUGAAUCCACAAAUAAGCGAAUAUGGCCUAAUGGUUUCUCAUAUAAAAAGCAUAAAAAACAGAAAUAUGUCGUCAGCCACAUUCAGAGCAGAUAUAUACGCCUUUGGUGUGAUACUUCUGGAACUCCUGACAGGGAAAGUGGUUAAAAACGAUGGAUUGGAUUUGGUUAAAUGGGUGAAUUCAGUGAUCAGUGAAGAAUGGACUGCAGAAGUUUUUGACAGGUACCUAAUCACACAAGGUGCUUCUGAAGAGAGGAUGGUGAACUUGUUGCAGGUGGCAUUGAAAUGCACAAAUCCUUCUCCAAAUGACAAGCUAACUAUGCGUCAAGUGGCACUCAUCACAAAUGCAUUGAAAGAUGAAGAUGACAAAUCCAUAUCCUUUGACACAUCGAGAGUUUAGUCAUUAUAUCAUAUCAUAUACUAUUUGAAAUUCUGGUACACAGUAGACAAGUGUUGUCCACGAUGUGCAGACACUUGUCGUAACACUUGUCUUAGCAGUAAGAACAAUAAAACAGAGCAUUAAAAACAUAUACUGAAAAGCAUAAACGACACACAUAAUUGUUAACCCAGUUCAGCCUAACAGCCUAAUCUGGGGGAUACCAAUCCAGGAGGAAAUUCACUAUCAGCAGUAUUAAUUCAGAGCUAAACUCCCCCGUUUACAACUCCUCACUUAAUCCCUACCCAAUGACACUUCUACCUAGGAACUCCUAGAUAUGAGACCCCGUCUCACUCCCCUCAACCUUACAACCAGUAAGGAUUUCAAUAACAGCAUAAUGGAGACACUCUCCUUGACAAAGAUGAAGACACACUUCAAUAACAUCACCACAUAGCCAACGACUAAGUUCACAAUUUGGAGUUACUUAAAAGCUUCCUCCAAUUACAAUACUCAACUCAUUACCUAUAGGUUUCUGAGUGAGGACAUAGUGACCAUCUCACAACCCGAGUGGUUCACUUUACACCAACUCUCCUAGAGAGUGGCUUAAAGACACGAAACCCUUAAAAGACUACAUCUUUGAUAUUCUAUUUUAGCUUCAAGUUUCGGUAAAUAAUAAGGGUUAGCAGCACCCUUUAAAUAGUAGAGCCUCGUGGGCUUUUCAUAAUGCUUCAACUCCAAUAAAUCUUCUAGAUGCAAAAUAUAUAUUUUUACCAAA
Messenger RNA from Trifolium pratense (red clover), 2788 nucleotides. RefSeq names its product probable inactive receptor kinase At2g26730. The coding region runs from base 124 to 2037 and encodes 637 amino acids. Gene Ontology annotation, biological process: protein phosphorylation. The transcript has 2 exons. NCBI's taxonomy places the organism in Eukaryota, Viridiplantae, Streptophyta, Magnoliopsida, Fabales, Fabaceae. Gene Ontology annotation, molecular function: protein kinase activity; ATP binding; protein binding. The record is from RefSeq and is a predicted model, not a curated record.